AUCAUUCAUAACCAGAUAACUAUCUCUCCGUCAGCAGUUUUCAAGGACAUUGAUCGCCAUGCUCUCUGUGCGAAAAUGAUAGGGAAUCGAUUAGUCAUGUCUUGUUUCAUUGUUGGCCGGCUCGAGAAGUUUGGGAGAGGGUUAACAUCCCUUUGCCCACUCAUGGUUUCACACCGUCUAUUACUGAUAACUUAGACUUUGUCUUUAACUUAAUGAGUAACGAUGGUUUAUCUCUUUCUCUGAGAAUGGCCAAUCCAUGGUUACUUUGGGGAAUUUGGAAACAUCGGAACACAACGGUAUUGGCGGGAACACAAGGCGACUUAAAUGCACUUAUAGCUCAUGCUUUUGAAGAAUCUAAGGUGUGGAACAAGUUAAGGACGAUGCCAACCCAGUCUGUAACUCGUCUUUCGCUGAAUCCUAGAUGUGCAGUUAGAUGGACUAAGCCACCACUAGAUACGCUUAAAUGUAAUAUACAUGUUUCUUGGCUUAAUGAUGUUCACAUCUGUGGCGGAGCUUGGAUUGUCAGGAAUCAUCAUGGGGACGCUGCUUUUCAUGCCCGAGAAAUGUUUUUACCAGCGUCAAAUCGUAUUGCUGCGGAGUUGAGAGGGGUUUUAUGGGUCUUACACAGUUUACGUGACCUACACUUAGAUAACAUUGAGAUAUGAUC
Messenger RNA from Arabidopsis thaliana (thale cress), 667 nucleotides. Its product is annotated as ribonuclease H. The coding region runs from base 213 to 665 and encodes 150 amino acids. NCBI's taxonomy places the organism in Eukaryota, Viridiplantae, Streptophyta, Magnoliopsida, Brassicales, Brassicaceae. The transcript has a single exon. The record is from RefSeq and is marked reviewed.